This is a messenger RNA of Aspergillus fischeri NRRL 181, 954 nucleotides long. RefSeq lists its product as uncharacterized. Bases 1 to 954 code for a protein of 317 amino acids. The transcript has a single exon. The record is from RefSeq and is a predicted model, not a curated record. Lineage: Eukaryota; Fungi; Ascomycota; Eurotiomycetes; Eurotiales; Aspergillaceae.
AUGGAGGGGGUGGCCCCUGAGGACCAGGAGCGGGUCGCCGAGUAUAUGGGGGUGGUGGAAGGCGUUGGGUGCCGCCAGGUGGUGUUGGAUGAAUAUUUAGAUGGGGUGGUGGACGGGUAUCAGCGGCGGCAUUGCCAGGAUGCGGAUGCCAGGGAGCAGGCAUGUGAUGGGUGCGAUCCUGACUGGGAGGGGCCAGAGGUAGAUCUGGGUGAGUUAGGCAGCAUGCCAGCAAGGGACGCUGCUAGGGAGGCGCCGUUCGAGGCAGGCAGCAUGCUAGCAAGGGAGGCAGUGAGGGAGGCGCCAUUCGACCCAGGCAGCAUGCUAGCGAGGGAGGCAGUGAGGGAGGCGCCAUUCGAGCCAGGCAGCAUGCUAGCGAGGGAGGCGCCGUUCGAGUCAGGCAGCAUGCCAGCGAGGCAGGCAGCGAGGGAGGCACUGAUUGAGGCAGGCAGAAUGACAGUGAGGGAGGCCGCCAGGGAGGCGCCGUUCGAGUCAGGCAGCAUGCCAGCGAGGCAGGCAGCGAGGGAGGCGCCGAUUGAGGCAGGCAGCAUGACAGUGAGGCAGGCAGCGAGGGAGUCGCUGAUUGAGGCAGGCAGCAUGCUAGUGAGGGAGGCGCUGUUCAAGCCAGGCAGCAUGCCAGCGAGGGAGGCGCCAUUCAAGCCAGGCAGCAUGACAGUGAGGCAGGCAGCGAGGGAGGCGCUGUUCGAGGCAGGCAGCAUACCAGCAAGGGAGGCGCUGUUCAAGCCAGGCAGCCAGUUGCCAUGUGAGCCCACCAGUCCCACCCCAUCCAAUAAUUCAUUUUGCAGCCAGCCAUCCAUUUCCAUGGCGGUAUGGCACACCCAGCAGGUGCAGGCCCAGCAGUGGGCUGCCAUGGAUAUCCAGCAGCAGCAGCAUCAGACCCAGCAGGGUUUGGAUGAGGAGAUGGCCCAGGCCGAAUGCAUGCAGUGGCAGGAUUAA